AAACAAGAAAAGAAAAGAAGGAGAGUCUGAAAACACCGAAAGAGAAAAGAUCAUGGCGACGAGACCUGUUAUUCGUCCUCAACCACUUAGAGGUGAUCAAGCAAAUAAUCGUCGUGCUCUUGGCGACAUUGGAAACAUCGAUUCUGUUCUUGGAGUCGAAGGAGGAAAGAUUAAUCGCCCAAUUACUCGUAACUUUCGUGCUCAGUUGCUAGAAAGCGCACAAGUUGCAGCCGCCGCUAACAAAAAGGAUCCAAUUCUUGAUGGAGCUACCAAGAAACAAGAAGCUGUAAGAGCGGUUCAAAAGAAAGCACGAGGUGAUAAGCGGGAGCCAUCAAAACCUCAUGAAGUGAUUGUGAUAAGUCCUGAUACUAACGAGGUUGCUAAAGAGAAUGUGUCGUCUAAUAAGAAAGUGACAUACUCUUCAGUUCUUGAUGCUCGUAGCAAGGCUGCUUCUAAGGCUUUGGAUAUCGAUUAUGUGGACAAAGAUAAUGAUCUUGCUGCAGUGGAAUAUGUUGAGGAUAUGUACACUUUCUACAAAGAAGUUGAGAAUGAGAGCAAACCUCAGAUGUAUAUGCAUACACAACCAGAGAUUAAUGAGAAGAUGAGAUCAAUCCUUAUAGAUUGGCUUGUAGAAGUUCAUAUCAAGUUUGAUCUCUCCCCUGAGACUCUUUACCUCACUGUCAACAUAAUUGAUCGUUUUCUAUCUCUGAAGACUGUGCCUAGAAGAGAACUACAGCUUGUAGGUGUUAGUGCUUUGCUUAUAGCUUCGAAAUACGAAGAAAUCUGGCCUCCUCAGGUCAAUGAUUUGGUAUAUGUGACAGAUAACUCCUACAACAGCAAACAGAUUCUAGUGAUGGAGAAAACCAUUUUGGGAAAUCUUGAAUGGUACUUGACAGUUCCAACACAGUAUGUGUUUCUUGUGAGGUUCAUUAAAGCCUCGGGUUCUGACCCGAAAGUGGAGAGCAUGGUUCACUUUCUAGCUGAGUUGGGUUUAAUGCACCACGACAGUUUGAUGUUCUGUCCUUCCAUGUUGGCUGCAUCAGCAGUAUACACAGCCAGAUGUUGCUUGAACAAGACUCCUACGUGGACUGAUACACUGAAAUUCCACACAGGCUAUUCCGAAUCUCAGCUCAUGGAUUGCUCAAAGCUUUUGGCUUUCAUUCACUCGAAAGCGGGGGAGAGCAAGCUACGCGGUGUGUUUAAGAAGUAUUCGAAACUUGGAAGAGGUGCAGUUGCUUUGAUUUCACCAGCCAAAUCGCUUUUGUCGUCUGCUCCAUGAACAAGUCUUGAAAGAAGUCGUCGUGCAAACUCUGCAUUUUAGAUUCUCUAUCUUUUAUCUUUUAUAUGUAAAGGUUUUGGUUCUUGUUGAGAAAUGAUGUUUGCGUAUGAAUUCAAAAGUAUUAUAAUGAAAACCCUUCUUAUGU
This is a messenger RNA of Arabidopsis arenosa, 1424 nucleotides long. Lineage: Eukaryota; Viridiplantae; Streptophyta; Magnoliopsida; Brassicales; Brassicaceae. The record is from the annotation of a GenBank genome assembly.